CCUCUCAGAGCGAAAAUGCCUUAUUUCAGUGGAGAUACAUUUGUUUCAAAUAUGUUAGAAUAUGAUGAAGUCUUGGAGAAGAUAGGUUAUGGAAAGACCCAAUGGAUACUACUUCUAAUAAGUGGUCUUUUAACAAUCACUUCUGUGGCUGCACAACAAACAAUGAGUAUUGUUGUCAUCGCAUCCCGCUGCGAAUUUGAAACAACUGAAGCCGAAAAGGGUGUCAUGAUGGCGGCAUAUGUAGCGGGUGUUUUUCUCUCAACCUAUAUAUGGGGAUAUGUCUGCGAUGCUAUAGGACGCCGUAAAGUUUUGCUUUACGGAACAUUUUCAAGCAGCGCCCUUCUAUUUAUUCUCAUGUUUGUUACAAGUGUUUGGCUAUUUAACAUUAUUAACUUGCUUUCUGGUAUCAGCCUCGGCGGUGUCUCAGCAGCAAUUUAUGCUUAUUUGAGUGAAUUCAACAUACCCCGUCACCGAGCAGUAGCGAUCAAUUACUCCACAAUGUUUGUCAGUGUUAGUGCCAUAUAUGUUCCAGCAACCGCUUGGGCAGUAUUAUCUUACGACUGGAGUAUCCCGAUUGUUGGCGACUUUGUGUUUCGACCAUGGCGCUUAUUAAUGUUAUUAACUCUUUUACCUGGAAUUAUUGGAGGGCUGAUACUAAUACGUUAUCCCGAAAGUCCAAAGUAUCUACUAUCUCAACAAAAAGAGGAAGAGGCAUUAAUUGCUGUAGAUUGGAUCAGUAAAUUUAAUCGAGGAUUACCAAUUACUCAAGUUCUUAAUUGUAAUGAAGUCAGAUUAAAGCCAGAGAUACAAGCUGAAGAAAACAUAAUAUCAAAUUACAAAGGCUGGCAAAUGCUCACAAACAUCGCUCGUGCUACUAAACCCUUGUUUCAAAAGCCACAUGGAUUUAAUUUCGUGCUAUGUAACGUGGCUCUCUUUUGUAUGUUUUUCAGCUCUAAUGGAAUACAACUUUGGUUUCCAGAGAUUGUUAACCGAUCAUCCAAUGACGAAAAUCGUAACUCUACAGUUUGUGAAAUAUUGGGCAGUUCCGAGCAAGGCCAAAAUGAAUUAAUGAAUAGCACUAAUAUCUGCUCCGAUGCAAUAUCAACCAAUACUUAUAUUGAUAGUAUGAUAGUGGGAGUUGCUUUUUUGGUCGGCUUCUCAAUACAAGGCGUCAUAUUAAACCCUCUUGGGCGUAAAAAUGUUUUGAUGGCUGCUCUUAUAUUAUCAAUAUUGAGUGGAUUUCUCCUACAUUUUGUUGCGAAUCCCAUCGUGGUGCUAAUAUUAUUCUGCUUAUGCAUCCUUUUGCCUGGACUAUCAAUUUCAAUUAUGCUGGGUGCAAUUGUCGAUCUGGUCCCAACAAGUUUAAGAGGAAAAGCUGUUAGCUUGUGCAUGUCGUUAGGCCGACUUGGAACUAUUGCAGGAACAAACCUCAUGGGUAUUAUAUUACUCCAGUAUUGUACCACAACGUUUGCAUUGCUUUCUUUAAUUCUUAUAGUAUGCUUCGUGGUUGUGUAUCAUCUUCCAAUCCGGAAUUCGGCAUAAUUUUAAUUUUGUGAUUAAGAUAAGCG
Messenger RNA from Drosophila hydei, 1568 nucleotides. RefSeq names its product synaptic vesicle glycoprotein 2A. Gene Ontology annotation, biological process: transmembrane transport. The coding region runs from base 16 to 1542 and encodes 508 amino acids. Gene Ontology annotation, cellular component: membrane. The transcript has 9 exons. Gene Ontology annotation, molecular function: transmembrane transporter activity. The record is from RefSeq and is a predicted model, not a curated record. Lineage: Eukaryota; Metazoa; Arthropoda; Insecta; Diptera; Drosophilidae.